CAGAGCCACUGCUGACAGUUGUACACCAAAGUCUGGAUUAUCAUAAAAGCCUUUGCAACAAGAGGAAGCGCGAGGAGCCUCAUGCGGGGCGGCGUUGUUGUUCUUCCAGGAGACGGACGACCCAAUGACUUCGUGUUGACAGCACAAGUGUUUGGGACGGGGCAGGUCUUUCCAGCAGUCUUUCUGUUCUGCCUCAGCGAGCAAAGGAGGACGUGGAUCAUCAGGAAAGAUGUUCUUUGUGGCAGGGGCCAAAAAUUCAGCGGGAGCCAGCGGAGGAGGUGAAAGGAGGUCAAUUUACCAGAAAUUUCGAGAGGUUGAUUUAUUGGACAAGAAAAAGACGGUGACGGCUCUGAAGCCGGGAGAGGACCGAGCCAUUCUCCUGGGACUGGGAAUGAUCCUGUCUUCAGUCAUGAUGUAUUUUGUCCUGGGUAUCACCGUAUUACGCGCCUAUGCAGACAGCGUGUGGACAGAGGAGGGUGUGUGUGUUGUUCUCAACUCCACGGUCACAGCAGACAUGAACUGUUCCUACAACUGUGGCUCGGACUGCUGGAGGGUGUCCAAAUACCCCUGUCUGCAGGUCUAUGUGAGCGUCAACAACACGGGCCGUGUCAGCCGUUUAUCUCACAAUGAAGAGACCCAGGAUGCCAGCUCUGAAUGUGUGUAUGUGCCCAGGUGCCAGAAGGACAGCGCGGCCAUGCACGCCGUGAUCAUGAACAUUUCCGACCGUCUGAAGGUGAACCAGCAGGUCGUCUGCUACUAUGACCCCGGCGAGCAGCAGGAGGCCGUUCUCCUGACCCGGCUGUACGACCACGGCGUCGUCUUCCACUCGCUGCUCUGGCCCUCCUGCAUGCUCACGGGGGGAGCCCUCAUCAUCCUGAUGGUGAAGCUCACGCAGUACCUCUCCAGACUGUGCGAGGAGAUCGGGAAGAUCAAGAGGUGAAGUACGUGCGGCAGCUGCAAAAGCGGAGCACAUGGCGGCGCGCUGAUGGACGUACGACAUGAAAGGGAUUGUUUUAGAGCGACGACCUUGCCGCGACCUCAAGCAAACUUUCCUCUUCGGUGGAGACAUUCGGAGCAGCUGACUUUCACCGCAGGGCGAGGAUAUGACUGUUUUAAAAAAAGUGAACUGAAUGUUCCCGGGCGGAAACCGCCACACGUGCUCCCAGCCGCAGCUUGGUGUUAAAACGUAUGUAGAAUGCUUGAGGGAACUUGUUUACAAGCUGUUAUGCUUAAAAAAAAAAAGAAAGUGUAGUGAGCGUGACUUGUGAUGUCCGAUGUGUAAAGUGAGACAAUAACCUGCCAAACAUAGAUAUGUAUAAAUAUAUCCCACCAACGUGCCUGUUAACAAUGAUCUAUGUUACUUUUGGAGACCUUUUUUACAUGUUUGUUUGUUUUUUUCAGUUUCUUAUGAAUCAGUAGUGACUUCCUGUUUU
This is a messenger RNA of Salarias fasciatus (jewelled blenny), 1433 nucleotides long. RefSeq names its product potassium large conductance calcium-activated channel, subfamily M, beta member 2a (gene kcnmb2a). Gene Ontology annotation, molecular function: potassium channel regulator activity; calcium-activated potassium channel activity. The record is from RefSeq and is a predicted model, not a curated record. Gene Ontology annotation, biological process: detection of calcium ion; potassium ion transport. Lineage: Eukaryota; Metazoa; Chordata; Actinopteri; Blenniiformes; Blenniidae. Bases 230 to 940 code for a protein of 236 amino acids. The transcript has 6 exons. Gene Ontology annotation, cellular component: membrane; voltage-gated potassium channel complex.